GCCGCUGCUAUCCUCUUGUCAAAUUUUUUUAAAAGAAAACUUUGCAAAUGUCAAUAAGUUUUGUAUUUUGAAAACAAACAGUGGAUUUAUAUGCUUUAAAACAUGAAAGACUCUAAACAAGGUCAAACUCCUAUAGAGGACCUAGCAGAAUUACGUAGUUAUUUCGCGACACAUAAUACUUUUCGUGAAUACAUAGCGCAUAGUUCGAAAGUUCAUUCCGUUGGUUGGUCAUGCGAUGGAAGAAGACUUGCUUCAGGUUCAUUUGAUAAAAGCGUCGCUAUAUUCAAUUUGGAGAGGAAUAGACUGGUGCAAGAUUCCAUAUUCAGAGGCCACACAGGUUCGGUAGACCAACUUUGUUGGCAUGCAUCAAACCCUGAUCUUCUCAGUACUGCAAGUGGUGACAAAUCUGUUAGAAUAUGGGACACAAGAUCACACAAGUGUGCAGCAACCAUAGCUACAAAGGGGGAGAACAUCAAUGUAGCAUGGUCACCCAAUGGUAGCACUAUAGCCGUGGGCAACAAGGAAGACUUGGUAUCUUUCAUAGACACAAGGACUUACAAAGUGGUUGUGGAGGAGCAGUUUAACUUUGAAGUGAACGAGAUCUCAUGGAACAACACUUCCGAUCUGUUCUUCCUCACCAAUGGAUUGGGAUGCGUUCACAUUAUGACCUACCCGACCCUAGAGCUGCAGACGGUGCUGAAGGCGCACCCCGGGACGUGUAUAUGCAUCGAGCACGACCCCACGGGCCGGUACUUCGCCACGGGCUCCGCCGACGCGCUCGUCUCGCUCUGGGACGUCAACGAGCUAGCUUGUCUCCGAGUGUUCUCUAGGCUAGAAUGGCCGGUGCGCACGCUGUCGUUCAGUUUCGACGGUAGAUUACUAGCAUCAGCUAGCGAGGACCACAUUAUCGACAUUGGAGACACCGAGACAGGUGAAAAAGUAGCAGAGAUCCCAGUACAAGCUUCAACAUUCACAGUGGCCUGGCAUCCCUCGCGGUACCUGCUCGCAUUUGCGUGCGAGGACAAAGACCCACCAGAGAGAAAGCGCGAUGCAGGCAACCUCAAACUAUGGGGACUGCCCAAUAGUGGAUAGCAUUCAAGCUUUAGCAAAAUUCCCUAAAAAUAAUAACGUUGCGACUGUUCGAAUGUGGCUUACCAAUGCCACUGAUCGCGCCACGAGAAGAAUAAAUUACAAAAUCUGUGUUAAUAUUUGAAAACAUAAUUCAGGUUACAAGUUUGUUCAAAAAUAGAUAGUAAUGUACCAUUAAAUACAUUAAUUUGUCGAUGUGUGCUAAAUAGGAUUAAAUAGUAAGAAAAUUUGUACAAGUAUAACAUUUACAAGACUUCAACUUCAUUUGAACAUUAUUUUUGAAAUAGUAUUUAAAGAGUAAAGAGUUGCUUUACACCGCGGUUAUACUUACUAACGCCCAUCGUAAUAAAUAAGAAGUGACUGACACCUUAGAAUCAGGCAAAAUACAGUACAUGAAGGUCCAUGUUGUGUGACUGAUGAUUGUGGUUGGUUAAGAUUAACGGCUGAAACACAUGUUAGUUUUUCGACCAAUCAUGAUGAGACAAUAAGGACUGUGUCCUGGUUGGCCACAUUUUUAAGAUGGAUGACUAGGUUAUGAUACACGGUAGUGUGGUGUGAGGUUUUAGCAUUACGAGGAGAAAGUGGGUGAAAUGCCAACUGCGGGCUGUACAUGUCUGGUGGUAGGAUAUAUAUUAUAUUUGCCCGAAUAACGACCACUGUACACAUGGUGUUAAAACUCGCCGUAGUGACGUAGUUCCGGGAUCAAGUUUUGUAGGUACCGCGUCCAACAGGCCAGCCUGAUUGUGUCAGCUGCUGAGGGGUAAUCAUCUCUUGUUAUACGUCAUUCUAUUGAACCCCACUCCACUUACCAUUAGGUGCAAUGGGUCAAUUUGGCGUGCUCGGAUUAAAAAAAACAUUUAUUAUCAAAGUAUCAGCCAUGCACAGUGCAUCCUCUUCUUGGACUAUUGUGUCUAUAUGAAAAUGAUAUAGAUAAUCAUAGUUUUAACGUAUUUUUUAUGAAAUAAAAGAAUUUUUAGUGUUA
Molecule: messenger RNA, 2071 nt
Organism: Manduca sexta (tobacco hornworm)
Lineage: Eukaryota; Metazoa; Arthropoda; Insecta; Lepidoptera; Sphingidae
Gene: tex
Product: THO complex subunit 3
Exons: 7
Coding region: 103-1092 (329 amino acids)
Biological process (GO): mRNA export from nucleus
Cellular component (GO): THO complex part of transcription export complex
Molecular function (GO): protein binding
Source: RefSeq, a predicted model, not a curated record